Esox lucius (northern pike) is the source of this 1762-nucleotide messenger RNA. It is a transcript of the gene mblac2, whose product is annotated as metallo-beta-lactamase domain containing 2. Bases 139 to 969 code for a protein of 276 amino acids. The transcript is spliced from 2 exons. Lineage: Eukaryota; Metazoa; Chordata; Actinopteri; Esociformes; Esocidae. The record is from RefSeq and is a predicted model, not a curated record.
AUACGCCCAGUCAUCGCGCGUUUUCCCCACAAGGGCGUGUCUAGCGGCCACCAUUAUUUUUUUGAGUAAAUAAGGUAAUAUUAAUACACUUCUUGUAGCGUCGAAAAACCGCACCUUCGUUUAAGUACAUGAACUGGGAUGUCUGCAACGGACUGGUACGCGCAUAAAUCCCUCGGACAAGGAAUAUACUGGAUCCAAGAGAAGUUUUUCGAAUCGUCCAACAGAGCUAAUAUUUGGCUUCUCCGGGGAUCUCACCAAGACGUAGUGAUAGACACAGGCUUGGGUUUGAGGAGCUUACCUGAUUACAUUAACGCGAAAGGUCUGCUUGGAGAAGACCCGCAGCGAAAGAACCCCCUCCUGGCCAUCGCCACCCACGCCCACUUCGACCACUCAGGUGGUCUGCAUCAGUUCCAACAGGUCGGUGUACACAGUGCAGAGGUUGAUGCGUUGGCUAGCGGGGACAACUUCGAGACGGUCACCUGGCUGUCCGACAGAGAGAUUGUCCAGGCUCCUUGGCCGGGAUGGAGAGCCAGCCAGUACAGAGUCAAUGCUGUGCAACCAACACAUAUACUACAAGAAGGUGAUGUCAUCAACCUCGGCGACAGGCAGCUGACAGUGCUGCACAUGCCGGGUCACUCCCGGGGCAGCAUCUGUCUGCACGACGGGGACAACAGGAUGCUCUUCAGCGGGGACGUGGUCUACGACGGCGACAUGAUCGACUGGCUGCCGACCAGCCAGGUGAGUGACUACAUCAGCAGCUGUGAGCGCCUGCUGGGCCUGGUGGACAGCGAGCAGGUGGACCAGGUCAUGCCGGGACACUACCACACGUUUGGCGCCAAGCGGCUCCACCGGAUCGCCUCAGGGUACAUCAACAGAGCCGGCACCUGCCCGGCACGGUUCUCCACGUUCGCCUGGAAGACCUUGGCCAGUCUGGCGCUGCGGGCCUCCAACACGCCCAGGGUUUGCUAACCUUUGGGAGAGGGUGGCGUCCCUGCGUUGGUAAUGGCGCAGAGGUAGACUAGACUGGGCGGCUGUGAGGGGCGGACAUUAGCCACCGGUUCAACAAGCGGGAUUUCCUCGUGUCGUCAAUCAGAACCUAAUGGGAUCCAACCUCGGUGUGAUUUGGACGUUUUAAGUUAUUCAUCAAAACGCACCCUCCCCCCCCUUAGUUUUCACUGGGCUGUGAUUGGCAUUAUAUUGGUAUCCCAUUAUAGACUGGAAAAUAAAGCUUAAAUAUAAUAAAGAUUAAUAUAAGUGCUGGUUUUUAAAUCUUAAGUUGUGAGAUGUUUAAAAUGUCCGUCUUAACCCAGGUAUCUUGGAACCCUCCGCAGAGAACAUGCCUGUUUUAGCCCUGCAUUAACACAACUGGUCGGACCAAUCAAUAGCUGAACAAUUUGAAGUAGACAUAUGCAACCUUAGGAACAAACAGAGUAACACUAACUUAGAGGAAAUUAUGUUCCAGCUCACCACCCAAGGCCUGGAUUCUUUUUUUUUUUCCAGCAACGGUACAUCUUCAUUCCUCACUCUUUAUAUUCCACACCAUAUAUCUGACAGUGGUAGAAACCCCCUAUAGCGAAGAGUUCAGGCCAAUCCAACAGUUUCCUACCCAUGUUUAUUAUCAGUCAUGGAGACCUAUGGGCUUGGACUACUUGCAGAGUAUUAAAGUCAUAUCUAGGAAAACAGCUCUUAUUCAAUAUAAAUGGUUUAAAUUAAUAGAAUAUGAAUACGGUCUAAAUCUAUGUAUAUUUUUACACUAUGUUGG